ACAUUUAAUAAAACUUUUAAUCGGAAAAUAAAGCGGAAGUGACGACAUCGCAAAGAGACGGAAGUAGCUGAAAUUUGUAGUCUACUGGCUGGAGACGUCAGUGUAUGUCGGUCUGAGAGCAAACAGCAUUAAACGACUUGAAGCUUGUGUAAAGCCAUGCACGGUCGGGUAAAGGUAAAGUCCACUGCUCAGCAGGAAGAGGAGAAGAGGAAAGAGCGAGAGAAGAAGCUGAAAGUGUAUCUGACGGUUCGUGAUGCCAUCUUCAAAAAGAGGAGUAAUAGUGAGCUGGAUGAAGAAGCUCUCCAGCUCACGCAGCAGCUCCUGGCUUCUAACCCAGACUUCGCCACGCUGUGGAACUACAGGAGAGAGAUCCUUCUGCACCUGGAGACUGUCAAAGAGGAGGAGGAGAUGCAGAAGCUGUACGAAGCCGAGCUUCUCUUCAUCGAGUCGUGUCUGAAAGUGAACCCCAAGUCGUACGGGAGCUGGCAUCACCGUGGCUGGGUGUCGUCCCGCCUCCCGAGACCCGACUGGAAAAGAGAGCUCAGCCUGUGUGACCGCUGCCUCAGCCUGGACGACCGCAACUUUCACUGUUGGGAUUAUCGCCGCUUGGUGGUGAAGGCGUCCAGAGUUUCAGUGGAACAGGAGCUCCAGUUUACAGACCGUCUGAUCGGGUCCAACUUUUCCAACUACUCGAGCUGGCACUACCGGAGCACACUGCUGCCCCUGCUACACCCACAGCCUACAUCUGAUCCGGAAUCAGCCUGCCAAAAACACACUGGGCGCACAGCCUCGCCUCAGACACAUGGACACAGGGUGUGUGAGGAGCAGCUGCUCAAAGAAUAUGAACUGGUGCAGAAUGCUGUCUUCACGGACCCGAGUGACCAAAGCGUCUGGUUCUACUACCGCUGGCUCCUGGGAAGAGCGGAGCGUGAGGAGCUGAUUAGCUGUGUGUAUGUGAGCAGAGAGGGAGAGCGAGUCGCUGUGGCUUUCUCCAAACCUGUUAACGUGGUGAGUUUGAUGUUGUUGUUAGAUGGUCAGCCCCAGCAGGUGGAGUGGAGGAGUGUUCACCCCCAGUUUCACCACAGCCCCGUCUGGGUAAUUUUAUUGCCCUAUUUAUACACUGUGAAUGAGGAAAGAUUACAGAUUCGAAAAUCUGUAUGA
Molecule: messenger RNA, 1161 nt
Organism: Tachysurus fulvidraco (yellow catfish)
Lineage: Eukaryota; Metazoa; Chordata; Actinopteri; Siluriformes; Bagridae
Gene: rabggta
Product: Rab geranylgeranyltransferase subunit alpha
Exons: 9
Coding region: 157-1161 (334 amino acids)
Biological process (GO): protein geranylgeranylation
Cellular component (GO): Rab-protein geranylgeranyltransferase complex; cytoplasm
Molecular function (GO): zinc ion binding; Rab geranylgeranyltransferase activity
Source: RefSeq, a predicted model, not a curated record